Molecule: messenger RNA, 1608 nt
Organism: Bombyx mandarina (wild silkworm)
Lineage: Eukaryota; Metazoa; Arthropoda; Insecta; Lepidoptera; Bombycidae
Gene: PIG-B
Product: phosphatidylinositol glycan anchor biosynthesis class B
Biological process (GO): GPI anchor biosynthetic process
Cellular component (GO): endoplasmic reticulum membrane
Molecular function (GO): alpha-1,2-mannosyltransferase activity
Source: RefSeq, a predicted model, not a curated record
CUACUUAGCGGCGGCAGGUUUUGCUGAGGCGGGAGAAUGGUGUUGGCAAAGGGUUUGAGGCCCGUUCAGGUGGUCUCUUUUAUAUUAUUCGUGAGAAUACUUUCUGUAUUCUUAGUGAGAACUUGGUAUGUUCCUGACGAGUACUGGCAGACCUUGGAAGUGGCCCAUAAACAAGUGUUCCACUAUGGAGAACUCACCUGGGAAUGGCAGAGGGGUAUCAGGAGCUACUUAUUCCCGAGCGUAGUUGCUGUCUUGUAUAGUAUAUUGAAGGUUACUGGCUUGGAUCACCCUGAAGCUGUGAUUCUUCUACCUAGGAUCCUACAAGCAAUACUCAGUACUGUAGCAGACUACAGUUUCUAUAAAUGGACAGGAGGUCGGAAGUGGGCUCUGUUCCUCAUUCUCACAUCUUGGUUCUGGUUCUAUACUUCAGGCAGAACACUGCUCCAGACUACAGAGACAGCUCUUGUGGCAAUCGCCUUAUCUGUUUUUCCAUUCAAGAGUGGAAAACUUGGAUAUUAUGAUAAAGAGAACACAUCAUGGAUAUGGCUAGCAGUCAUAGCUGUGUUUCUUCGGCCAACUUCUGCACCUCUAUGGGCAGUGCUCACUAUCUACAACUUACUGACAACGAACCAGUCCAAGUUGCAGUUACUGUUGAGAUCAUAUUUACCUAUUGGAUUGAUCGCUGGUAGUGCUUUAGUGGGUUUAGAUACAUACUUCUACGGAAGAGUUGUGAUCACUCCAUGGGAAUUCUUCAAGUUUAAUGUGCUUUAUGAUAUUGCAUCUUUCUAUGGAAAACAUCCAUGGCAUUGGUACUUGAGCCAGGGUCUGCCGGCCGUGCUGGGCGUCAACACAGUGCCGGUGCUGUGGGCAGCGGUCAACAUAGUUCGUCGACCCCGGGAGAACAAGACGGGGGCGCUGCUGUUGUUUGCUGCAGCUCUACACAUAGCACUAUAUAGCUUCAUCUCGCACAAGGAGUUCAGAUUCGUAUUACCGUUACUGCCCAUCCUGCUGUACCUCGCGCAGGACGCCAUCGUACCGUGGAGCAGGAAAGCUAAAAGAUGGCAGCUGUACGUGGUGGCGGCGUGCAUGGUGGUGGGCAACGCGGUGCCGGCCGCGUACUUCGGCGCCGUGCACCAGAGGGGCGCGCUGGACGUGAUGCCGCUGCUGCGGGACGCCGCCUCCACCAACCGCUCCUCCAUCGCCUUCCUCAUGCCCUGCCACUCGACGCCGCUCUAUAGCCAUAUCCACAAAAACAUCACAACCCGUUAUCUCCACUGUGAGCCUCCGUUCAACAAGCCUGGCGAAACUUACGAAUCGGAAGCCUUCUUCAACAACCCUCUCCGGUGGUGGAGGAAUGAGUACUCCAGUAGACAGACACCAACUCUGGUCGUACUCUUCGAUACCCUUAAAGGGAGAGUAGAAAAUAUUCUGAGUGGAUAUCGGUUGUUGCAUGAGAUUCCUCAUACACAGUUCCCAGAAGGAGAGGUCGGUGAGAAUGUCUUGGUGUAUCAGAAAAUAGAAAGUCAACCUAAACCGCCGGCUGACGAAGUUGUUUAACUAAAACCUCACCAGACUCAUAUCACAGUUAUACAAUCGACACAGUUAAGA